Messenger RNA from Hippoglossus stenolepis (Pacific halibut), 2707 nucleotides. It is a transcript of the gene tsc22d3, whose product is annotated as TSC22 domain family, member 3. The record is from RefSeq and is a predicted model, not a curated record. The coding region runs from base 512 to 1177 and encodes 221 amino acids. NCBI's taxonomy places the organism in Eukaryota, Metazoa, Chordata, Actinopteri, Pleuronectiformes, Pleuronectidae. Gene Ontology annotation, biological process: regulation of transcription by RNA polymerase II. The transcript is spliced from 3 exons.
AUGCACGCCAACCAAAGAAAAAAAAGUGCAGGGGAAAAAAAGUGAUAAGCAGCAAGCAGCUUCUGGGUUUUGCUUUCAAGCGCACUCCUGCUGAAUCGGUGUGAGUGUGUAUGUGUGUGAGUGUGUGUGUGUGUGUGUUUGUGUGGGGCGUUCACUUUUUCUCCUUCCACAGUAGCAACACUUGCAGCAGCGUCAGCCCCGGACAAAAGGCUAAACGCAGCAGAGCCACAGGAGGGGAAACUCAGGGAUAGAAGCAAGCAGAGUGGCCCAGCGUGACUGCACUUCUCAGGGAGGAACUCAACCUGCAUUUAGCCCUCCAGGCCGUGAAGUGGGGACAGGACAGUUCACUGUAAACCGGCCCAGGCUGCCUGCCAGUCUCUCUGCCCGAGCUGAAGAGCACAGCCUGAUACUGACUUUCACUUUGUUUUUCACAUACACCUCAGUCUGUGUCAUCCAGCGUCUGCUCUCCUACACCUGGACGUCCUUCCCUUCCAUCCGCCUGUCCUCCAAGAUGUCAGAGGAUGACUGCCUCUCGCCCAUUGGCCUGGACUGCUGCAGUUGCUGCCUGGACCUGGCCAACGGCUGCGAUGACUCCAUGUCCGGCGGUCCGGCUCAGGGCCUCCAGGGCACCACGGGGGCCCUGCCAGGAAGCCCCACAAGCCCCAGUGUCACUCACUUCCGCCAGCUCCGCAACCAGCUGGUGUACCAGAACCUGAACACAGACAAGCUGAACAACAUCAUGAGGCAGGACUCCCUGGAGUCGGUGGUUAGGGACCCAUGCUUCCUUCUCAACGAGGGGAUCUGCAACAGCAACAUUGACCAGACCAUGCUGUCCAUACUGCUCUUCUUUCACAGUGCCUCUGGUGCUAGCGUUGUGGCCAUUGACAACAAGAUAGAACAGGCAAUGGAUCUUGUCAAGAACCACCUGAUGUACGCGGUGCGCGAGGAAGUGGAGAUCCUCAAAGAGCAGAUCAAGGAGCUGGCGGAGAAGAACAACCAGCUUGAGAGGGAGAACUACCUGCUGAAGAACCUGGCCAGUCCAGAACAGAUGGAGAAGUUCCAGUCUCGCAUUCCGACAGAUGUGCUGUUACCGCUGGAUAAUCAGAGCGCCCAGGUGACCGUGGACCACCUCCAGCAGCAGCACACCUGCAACUACAGCGCUGGCUCUGCUGUAUAAGUGGCUCUGCCUUGGGGCGGGCAGAGCCACUGUCUCUUUACAGUAAUGGACCUCCAUUUUGAAUGAAAGUGUUACAAAUUCGCCGCUGAGAGCCCUUCUCGACAGUGAAGGUGAAGCAUCAGGGCUGUAAAUGAUCGAUGGGACACAAAAGAACUGCUGACACUGACGAGCACAAAACAGAACCUGGGACGCUCUGACCGGUGUGGUGUCAGGCCCGUCUUCUGAUCCCGUCCAGCUCUUUGUCGUUAGUCUCUCUUUUGUAGACAAAAGCGCUGAGAAAUAGAGAGUGGUCUGACUUCGUCACCGCUGAGCGCUUGCUUUGAGACAGAGGGAGGGUGGGGGGGCAUUCCCCUGCCUGGCCGAACCCUUCCAGCCAUCACCCUUAUGCACUAGAGAGAAGGGAGGAGGAGGAGGAGGAGGAGGAGAAGGGUGUUGACUGGGCUGGCCCUGCAGGUGCCGAGUUGGGAAAGUGUGCGCGAGGGGGAAAGUUUAUUCCCUGCUCGCCUAGAGGAGACCCGUGUGUGAGACGUUCCUCCAAGUCUCGAGGAAGAAGAAGAAGAAGAAGAGAGCCCCAUCAUGCAGAUCUGUCCAGUCACGAAACAUACAAGUUUCAAAGGACUCUCCCUGCCACAACAUUUCAGCCACAUAACUUUUCGGACUUUCUCCUGUACAUGCAAUGUGUUGCUCAUUUGUUCAUGUGCAUUUUAUUCAUGCCUAAAAAGAAUAAUCACCAGGAUGAGCUGCCGCGGAGGUCGCCGCAGUAGAAGCUGCCAGUCACGGCUGGCGGACGCUGCAGUGGACUGACCAGUGUGCUGUAAUGAUUCAGAACAUGUAAUCUUGUACUUUCUGCAGUUGGGGCUUGCUGCUUAUGGGGGAAAUUAAUCCUGCUAUAUCUUCUGUUUUUGUUUGUGAUUCGAAACAAAACUCAGUUGUUGUAAAAUAGGAGCAUUGUACAGUGGUCUUAAAAGAUGUUAUAUAUAAAUAUAUAUAUAUAGAUGUAUAAAGUAGGGCGCAACAGGCAUCUGCUCGCCUUGUUUGCCUCGCUCUUAAAAGUAAAAGGAAAACUACAUUGUACAUAAGGUCGAAACCUCAUGAGGUAAAAACGUAGUGGAGAUGGCGAGAAAGCGAACCACUGCUUUCCUCGCUACAGAUGCACUCCUGCAUUUAUUUUUUAUUUUUUAAGCAUCGUCCAGUAUCUGGUCCAUUUUUUAAAUUUGCUCAGAUGCCGACUUGAAAACGAUGGCAUCACAACAGUGCCUGUCUGUAGUGAGAGAGGAUUUGAACUCUGCUGUUGUUGUUUUUCUAGCUACCAAAGACUUUGCCUGUUUGUUUCUAAACAACAGAAAAACCAGGACCAUGUGUGAAACUUCACAGGGAGAAGUUGUGUUCGUAGCUAGUGCUAAAGUUUCUAUGUGUUUUGUAAAGAUAACGGUGUUGUUGCUGUACAGUAUCCUGGAAAAAUGGUUGCUCACUGAAGUGUUUGGAUACAGCUGCACAUUUUGCAAUAAACCUUGUGUUUACAUGACGCAA